This is a messenger RNA of Acanthisitta chloris (rifleman), 1058 nucleotides long. It is a transcript of the gene PDIK1L, whose product is annotated as PDLIM1 interacting kinase 1 like. Gene Ontology annotation, biological process: protein phosphorylation. The record is from RefSeq and is a predicted model, not a curated record. The transcript has 2 exons. NCBI's taxonomy places the organism in Eukaryota, Metazoa, Chordata, Aves, Passeriformes, Acanthisittidae. Gene Ontology annotation, molecular function: ATP binding; protein kinase activity. The coding region runs from base 33 to 1058 and encodes 341 amino acids.
UUCCCCCUUCCCCAGAACCUUUGGUGUUGAAGAUGGUGAGUAGCCAGCCUAAGUACGAUAUAAUUCGGGAGGUUGGUCGUGGCAGUUAUGGUGUGGUGUACGAAGCAGUCGUCAGGAAGACCUCUGCACGUGUGGCCGUGAAAAAGAUCCGGUGCCACGCGCCGGAGAACGUGGAGUUAGCCCUACGGGAAUUCUGGGCACUUAGCAGUAUCAAGAGCCAACAUCCCAACGUCAUUCACCUGGAGGAGUGCAUCUUGCAGAAAGAUGGGAUGGUGCAGAAGAUGUCCCAUGGCUCCAGUUCCUCCCUUUAUUUACAGCUUGUAGAAACCUCACUAAAAGGAGAAAUAGCCUUUGACCCCAAAAGUGCUUAUUACCUCUGGUUUGUAAUGGAUUUCUGUGACGGAGGAGACAUGAACGAGUACCUCUUGUCUCGCAAGCCCAACCGUAAGACCAACACCAGUUUCAUGCUGCAGCUCAGCAGUGCGUUGGCCUUCCUGCACAAAAACCAGAUCAUUCAUCGUGAUCUCAAGCCUGACAACAUCCUGAUCUCCCAGAGCAGGAUGGAUGCCACUGACUUGGAGCCAACCCUGAAAGUCGCCGAUUUUGGGCUGAGCAAAGUGUGUUCGGCCUCAGGACUGAAUCCCGAAGAACCAGUCAAUGUGAAUAAGUGUUUUCUAUCAACUGCCUGUGGGACUGACUUCUACAUGGCCCCUGAGGUCUGGGAAGGACACUACACUGCCAAGGCAGAUAUCUUUGCCUUGGGAAUUAUCAUCUGGGCAAUGCUGGAAAGAAUCACAUUCAUAGACACCGAAACGAAGAAGGAACUCCUGGGGAGUUACGUGAAGCAAGGCACUGCCAUCAUCCCUGUGGGAGAGGCACUGCUGGAAAACCCCAAGAUGGAGUUGCUCAUCCCUGUGAAGAAGAAAUCCAUGAACGCUCGGAUGAAGCAGCUGAUCAAGGAGAUGCUGGCAGCAAAUCCCCAGGACCGGCCGGACGCGUUCGAGCUGGAGCUGAGACUGGUCAACAUAGCCUUUAAGGACAGCAGCUGGGACACGUGA